Molecule: messenger RNA, 1770 nt
Organism: Naegleria fowleri
Lineage: Eukaryota; Heterolobosea; Eutetramitea; Acrasida; Naegleriidae
Exons: 2
Coding region: 1-1770 (589 amino acids)
Cellular component (GO): cytoplasm
Source: RefSeq, a predicted model, not a curated record
AUGAGUCAACAACACAAGCAACGAGAUUACUAUGAAGUGUUGGGAGUAACAAAGGAAGCCACAAAAGAAGAAAUCCGAAAAGCUUAUCGAAAACAAGCAUUAAUAUGGCAUCCCGAUAGAAAUAUUGAUAAUGUGGAGGAGGCUACUCAUCGUUUCAAAGAAAUUCAAGAUGCCUAUGAAAUAUUAUUUGAUGACCAGGAACGUGCAUGGUAUGAUGAGAAUAAACAUAUUAUUCUGAGUCGCGGAAUGGCUGCGGCUCGAUAUGGCGGUGAUGAAGAAAUGAAAGAACCCGAACAACAAAAUUUGUGGAGUUUUUUGUCAUCAUCAUGCUACACUACUUUUAAGAGCAAAGAUAAGAACAACUUUUUCGAAGUUUAUCAACGAGUAUUUGACAUCAUCUUGAAGGAAGACGAGGAAUAUAAAUCUGCAAAAGCUCCUUCUUCAUCUAACGUGAAAGGUCCUUCGUUCGGAGAUGAAAAUACACCAUACGAACAAGUGGCCAAGUUUUACACAUUUUGGUCAACCUAUAAUUCCAAGCGGUCUUUUGCUUGGAAAGACAAAUGGAGAUUAUCAGAGGCCGAGAAUAGAUAUGUGAAGAGACAAAUGGAGAAAGAAAAUGAAACGGAAAGAAACAAGGCACGAAAAGAAUAUAACGACCUUGUCAAACAUUUGGUCAAGAAAGUGAAAGCGGACGACCCUCGAGUAAAAGAAGAAAUGAAGAGAAGAAAAAAGAUCCAAGAUGAACUUGAAAAAAAGAAGGAAGAAUCCAAACUCCUUCAAGAACAAUUGAGAAAAGAAUAUCUGGCUGAGAAGGAACGAUUGAGACAGCAAUUGUUGAGCGGAGAAAUUUCUGAGGAUGACGAAGUGCUUAAUGAAGUUUUUUCUGAUGAGGAAGAAUUUAAUCAGAUACAUGAUGCUCUCGACGAAGCAGAGGAUGUCUUUGACAAUUUUUAUGCCGCCAGCAGCAAAAAAGGAGGAAAGAAAAAGAAAGGAGCUAAUAUUCAUGAGGAUGAAGAAGAGGAAGAAACACAUGUGACAGAAAUAACAAAAGCGCAAGAAGAAGCUCCUUCUGAACACAGUCCUUUAGAAGAAAGGAAAGCAGAAGACUCAGCAGAGGACAAGGAAGAGGAAAACCCAAAGAAAAAGAAGAAGGAAAAGAAAAAAAAGAAGUUGCAAAAAGGUGUUAUUUAUUUAGAUAGUGAGCAAAUAGAAAUGCUACGAGAAAGUAUGGAACAAGUUAAAUUAUCAAAAAGCAAAAAGCCAACAACCAAGAAAAAGAAUAAUGAAGAGGAAGAAGAAGAAGAAACCAAAUCGAGCAAACAAAAAGGUAACAAGAAGCAAUCAAAAAUUGAAAAUAAUGUACAGUCAACAAAUAACACAGCCUCCAAAUCUAAACAGCAGAAACAACAAAAUGGCUCAGCAUCUCAACAACCAGAGGUUGCAUCCUCCUCACAUGUUUCGUCAUCGCCGACAACUCUUCCUCAAUCAAUUACUGAACCAUCUGCUGUUGUUGACAGUUUGGAAAGCAAAUCGACUGCAGAAGAAAUUGAGGAAGAAGCUGCAUUUGCUGACAAUGAUACCACACCUACAGGAGAAGCCUCAUCCUCAACCACAGAUACAACUGAAUCAAAGAAAAAGAAACGAAGGAAUAAGGAAAAAAAGAAAGAGAAAGAACCUUCUCUGAGCUGUAAUGUUUGCGGAGAAACAUUCCCAACCAGAAAUUCUCUAUUCACACAUAUCAAAAAAGAAGGCCAUGCCUUACACAAAUAA